AUGGAAUAUUUAAAUGCAAUAUCAUCAAAUGAAGAUAGCAGUUCUACACAACUUAAUACUAAUUAUAAAAAAAAUGAUAAUACUAUAUCUGAUUUUACAAAAGCUUAUAAAGCUUUAACACAUUUUUUUGUAUGUUGUAGAAUUUCCUUUUCUGUUGUAGAUUCUCCUUUUUUUCAUGAUUUUGUGAAGAACUUAUACUUUGAAUAUGAAUUACCAAAGCAAACAAUUCUUUUAACUACUUAUUUGAAUGCAGAAACAGCUAAUAUAAAAAGAAGAAUUGCAUCAAGCAAAGAAUUUAACUUUGGUCCACUUGGACAAAGUAUUUAUGCAUUCAUAAUUAUAACUCCUACUCAAUCCCAAUAUAUAUAUUCAAUUGAUGAUUUUUUAUCUCAGCGUAAAGAUAAAUUUAUAGCAGUUGUUUCAGAUGUUGAAGCAGCUAUGCAAUCAGUAAAAAGAAAAGCAAAAACAAUACUUCAAAAAUGUCAAAAAAUUGUCACAUUUUUUCAUGAUGAAUAUAGAGCUGAAGAUGCAUUAUAUAAGAAAAUAAAAAAAAAUAAUAUUAAAUUGAUUCUUAGUCAUAAUGGCAUAAUAGGCAAUGAUAUAGCUGACAAAUUAGCAAAGAAAGGCCAAUGUGGAAACAAUUUAUUUAGGAAUAAUACUGGAAAGUUACUUGGCUUAUCUUCCAUUAUUGCAAGAGAUUUCACUGUAUUAGCAUGCGACUUAACUAUUUAUGAACCUUUAUUUAUAGCAAAAUUAUUUCACAAAAUCCUUCCUUUAGGAUCUAUUUUAGCAAUAAGAAAACCAAGACUCUACAAGGAAAUGAAAUGUAUUAUGAAAUGUAAUAAGAAGGAAAAUUGGAAUCAUUUAUUUGAAUGUGAAGAUUUUAUUAGAAGAGUAUUACAAAACAUAUUAGAAGUUACAGCAAAAUCAGAAAAAUUCCAAAAGUUUCAACAGCUGGCAUUGGAAGUGAAAGUCGAAAAUUUUUUAACAACAAAAUUACAAAAAGACUUUAAGAUAUCUCUUACUGAGGCACAGACACUUAUGGCUAAUAUUUUAAUUAGAUUUAUUUUAGCAUUUAAAGAAUUAAUAUGGAAAUCAAAAUGUGAACAAGUUAUUUUAUAG
Rhizophagus irregularis DAOM 181602=DAOM 197198 is the source of this 1122-nucleotide messenger RNA. Lineage: Eukaryota; Fungi; Glomeromycota; Glomeromycetes; Glomerales; Glomeraceae. The record is from RefSeq and is a predicted model, not a curated record.